UACCAUUUUGGUGUGCUUAAAGCAUGUCAUUCCCUUCUUUUAUUGCAGUUGUAUCAGAGUGGCCAUGGAAAGCAUCUUUCUCUUCCCUUCUUCCUCCGCUAGUUCUGAUGAUAAAGUUGAAAAUUAGAUAAAAAGAGUUGGAAGGUUUCCGGGAAUCCCAGAGUUCAGCAUAUUUAGCCAAUGCCAUGAGCAGAUUUCAGAACAUUCUAUUUUGCUCCAUCACACUCCCCCACAAGGCAGUCCAAGUCCAAGUCCCGCAAUUUUGGAACGGGGUUGGUGAAAGCCUUAUCCCUCCUCCUCUAAUUGUUCUCCCGAGCCCUCGUAUCCUGCCUCCACCUGUCUUCCCCAUCCGAUUCCUCUCGCGGAGACCUCUCGGUCGGUGCAAGCCUCGCCGACUCCUGUAGAGAAUCGGAGAUGCUCUCCCAGGACGCCAGGCUCCGCCACCUUCACCGCUACCGGCGGCGACUCCUCGUGGCUCUCCUGUCGCAUCGUACCCUCCUUGCGGUGCUGUGGACCGUGCUGUUCUCCGCGGUCGUCGUGUGGCAGAGCGGCGCCGUCGGCCGCCUCGGGUUAUUGCGGCGGUGGGCGCCGCCGCCGAGGCCGUGCCCCCGGCUCCGGCCUACGGUCUUCAAUCUGUCGGAUUUUGGGGGAGUCGGGGAUGGUGUCACAUUGAACACCCAGGCAUUUGAGAAAGCGGUGGAGGCCAUCAUGGAGUUUGGGGGAAGCGGCGGCGGGCAGCUCAACGUACCACCGGGAAUGUGGCUCACUGGUCCCUUUAAUCUAACUAGCCACAUGACCCUGUUCCUCGCCGAAGGGGCCGUGAUUAUGGGAAUUGAGGAUUAUAAGCAUUGGACCUUAAUGCCUCCACUGCCAUCAUAUGGACAGGGGAGGGAAUUGAAAGGGCCUCGAUACGGAAGUCUGAUUCAUGGACAAAAUCUUCGGGAUGUGGUUAUAACAGGAUAUAACGGUACCAUAAAUGGACAAGGUCAAACAUGGUGGAAAAGAUAUCGUCAAGGACUUCUGGAACACACCAGAGGACCUCUUGUGCAGCUUAUGUGGUCCAGAGAUAUUGUAAUUUCUAAUAUAACUUUACAAGAUUCUCCUUUUUGGACACUACAUCCCUAUGACUGCAGGAAUGUUACUAUUUCAAAUGUAACAAUUAUGGCCCCCCUUUACGAUGCUCCAAACACAGAUGGCAUAGAUCCUGAUUCAUGUGAGGACAUGGUAAUAGAGAACAGUUACAUUUCUGUAGGUGAUGAUGGAAUAGCAAUUAAGAGUGGUUGGGACCGGUAUGGAAUUGCCUAUGGACGACCAUCAACAAACAUAUUAGUUAAGAAUGUUGUUCUACGCUCCAAGAUGAGUGCUGGAGUAUCAAUAGGAAGUGAGAUGUCUGGUGGCAUCUCGAAUAUCAAAUUUGAAAACAUCCUUGUUUGGGACUCACGGCGUGGUGUGAGGAUCAAGACUGCUCCUGGGAGGGGUGGAUACAUUCACAACAUCUCCUAUAGCAACCUAACCUUCAAUAAUUUGAGUGUUGGUAUCGUGAUCAAGACCGACUACAAUGAGCACCCUGAUGAUGGCUUUGACCCCAAAGCCAUUCCGACAAUCAGGAACUUGACCUUCCGUGGAGUUUAUGGUCAUAAUGUCCGCAUUCCAGUCGAGAUCCAAGGCAGCAAGGAGAUUCUUGUGAGAGGCAUCAGCUUCCAGGAUAUGCAGGUUGGUCUUUCCUACAAAAAGAAGCGAACUUUCCGUUGCUCUUAUGUAGAGGGAUAUGCGGUCGGUCCAAUCUUCCCAGCACCAUGUGACAGCCUUGACCGAUUUUGCAGGUGUGCAGCUUGGAUUUGGGCGUCAAAUCUAAUCCACCCACAAGUCAUUUCCUUCUUCCAUUCCUGGAACCUACACGUACGCCACACACUUUGCUGGUACCCCUUAUCUCUUGGAGAUCUUUUUGAUUUUAUGCUGCCUGCCAAUUUCCUUCUUUCAUUUUUUUUGUUUGUCUCGAGAAACUUUCAGCUACAUAUCUUCCCAAAAGUGGAUAGGGUUCUUCCUUUUUUUUUAUUAUUUGUUUGGGGUCCCAAGUCCUCUUUAAAAAACGCAAUCAUUUAUUGUGUUAUCCAACUUAAGAUAAUAGGGUUCCAACAUUGACUUCAACAUAAGAGGCAAUUCCUAGAAGAACAAUAUUUUUAUUUUUAUUUUUUUAAUCUUUUAUAUAUAUCUUAUAUUGUUGUAUUAACAGUACUGUCUCCAGCCUGUCCCCGCCGAUGUCACGCCGCUCACCAGCUGUGGCUUCAAUUAAUUACCCUGUCCCCUCCCCAUCUGCCGCCCGUGAUUGCAUCAUUCGCCGUUGGAAGCGCGGACGGCGCGCCUCAAGAUUCCCACGCGCUUUUCCCUCCCCCCAAAAACCCACGUUCUCCACGUUUCUCUUCGCUUCCCUUCCCUUCCCUUCCAACCCACCCCAUCCCAUACUAAUAAUAGAUAACUCUUUUCUUUCCCAU
Messenger RNA from Musa acuminata AAA Group (dessert banana), 2492 nucleotides. Its product is annotated as probable polygalacturonase. The transcript is spliced from 8 exons. Bases 415 to 2142 code for a protein of 575 amino acids. The record is from RefSeq and is a predicted model, not a curated record. Gene Ontology annotation, biological process: carbohydrate metabolic process. Gene Ontology annotation, molecular function: polygalacturonase activity. Lineage: Eukaryota; Viridiplantae; Streptophyta; Magnoliopsida; Zingiberales; Musaceae.